AUGGCUGACCUCAACGAGAAAGCUGCCUUUGACCAUGCUUCAGUCAAGGGUGCUGAGUCUACUGCAGAGCAGACACCUGAGGAGUCAGAGGCUACCAAGAAGCUUCUGCGCAAGUGUGACUCUAGAUUGCUUCCUCCCCUGAUGGUCAUCUAUUUUCUUUCCUUUAUGGACAGAACUAACAUCGGCAACGCGAAAAUCCAAGGAAUGACGGAGGAUCUCAAGAUGACUGGCGUCGAUUACAACAUGGCACUCUUCGUCUUCUUCAUCCCCUACAUCAUCUUCGAAGUCCCAUCGAACAUAAUAAUCAAGAGAAUUUCGCCUUCUCUUUGGCUAGCAGGAAUCACCGUUCUCUGGGGCAUCUCAACUGUCGGGAUGGGCCUCGUCAAAAACGUACAAGGCCUUAUCGCCUGUCGCGCACUUCUCGGCUUCUUCGAAGCUGGUAUCGUCCCAGGCUGUAUCUAUCUUAUCAGCAUGUACUACAGACGCUACGAAGUUCAGUGGCGCAUGUCGUUGUUCUUCAGCGCUGCUAUCUUGGCGGGCGCCUUUUCUGGCCUUUUGGCCUUUGCGAUUGCCAAGAUGCAUGAUGUCGGUGGCCUUGAAGCAUGGCGAUGGAUCUUUAUCCUCGAGGGACUUCUCACAGUAGUUGUUGGAGUCAUUUCCAAGUGGUGGAUCCCCGAUUGGCCAGAGACCGCGUCGUUCCUGAACGACGAUGAGCGAUCCAGACUUGUGGCUCGACUGGCUGAUGAUUCUGGUGAUGCCAGGAUGGACCAUCUCAACAAGGCAGCCUGGAGGAGAAUCCUGACUGAUUGGAAGAUUUAUCUCGGCACUCUGGCAUACUUUGGCAUUGUCAAUAACGGCUACGCUGGCUCGUUCUUCAUUCCUACCAUCCUCCGUGAGAUGGGAUACGCCGCCGAGCGCGCACAAGUACUCACCAUCCCAGUAUACAUCGUUGCCACCAUUGGUUGUCUUUCAUCUGCAUACCUCGCCGACCGUAUGCGCCAUCGCUAUGGCUUCACCAUGUUUGGUGUCGUCAUGACCAGCAUCGGCUACAUACUCCUUCUCCUCCAACAUCAAGUCCCCACUGCAGCACGAUACUUUGCGCUCUUCCUUCUCGUCACAGGCGGGUACAUCACGCAGCCCGUCGUUCUCGGAUGGCUAUCCAACACUAUGGGCGGACACUAUAAACGCUCCAUCGCCUCAGCUUCGCAAGUUGGCUUCGGUAAUCUUGGUGGUAUUGUCGCUUCCAACGUUUAUCUUACACGCGAGGCUCCUGAGUACUGGACUGGCCUGGGGGUAAGUCUUGGUAUGGUGUGGAUCUGCGGUAUCGCGUGUACAGCGUUUUACUUCCUCGCUAUCAGGGAGAAUAAGAAGAGGGAUCGUGGGGAGCGGGAUCAUAGACUUCAGGCUGCAGAUGCUGGUAACUUGGGUGACGAUCAUCCUCAUUGGAGAUAUGCCACUUAA
Fusarium fujikuroi IMI 58289 is the source of this 1461-nucleotide messenger RNA. RefSeq names its product related to putative tartrate transporter. Lineage: Eukaryota; Fungi; Ascomycota; Sordariomycetes; Hypocreales; Nectriaceae. Bases 1 to 1461 code for a protein of 486 amino acids. The transcript has 6 exons. Gene Ontology annotation, biological process: transmembrane transport. Gene Ontology annotation, molecular function: transmembrane transporter activity. Gene Ontology annotation, cellular component: membrane. The record is from RefSeq and is a predicted model, not a curated record.